UAAAUCCUUUUUCAAAAUGAAAGUUAAAAUGUUAAAUAGGGAUCCUAACGUUUACUUACGAGAGACUAAACGAGAUAUUCACAAAGUUCCUAGAAAUUAUGAUCCAUCUUUGCAUCCCUUCGAAGCUCCGAGGGAGUACACGAAAGCACUGAACGCUGUUAAAUUAGAAAGAGUAUUUGCAAAACCAUUUAUUGGCAGUUUAGAAGGUCACAAGGACUCGGUGUUCUGCAUUUGUAAACAUCCCACUCAGUUGUCCACUCUUCUGAGUGGUGCUUGCGAUGGUGAAGUAAGAACAUGGAAUCUUGCCCAAGGAACUUCCACACGUGCAUUUUUGGCUCACGAUGGCAUAACUCGUGGAAUUACAUACGCAGGAGAUGGAAAACAUUUUAUUACUAUUGGAGAUGAUAAGACGAUUAAGACGUGGAAUGCUGAGUCUGUUAGUGAAGAAGAAGAACCUUUAAAUACUAUUAUCUGCAAAACGGUGUUAACUGGUAUAACCCAUCAUCGAUCAGAUCCUGUAUUCGUCACCUGCGGAGAAGUAUGCCAGAUGUGGGAAGAAACUCGUAACGAGCCAGUGCGUACAUUCAAAUGGGGGGUGGACAGCUUACAUGAUGUAAAAUUCAACUUAGUGCAAAGAAAUCUCUUGGCCUCUUGUGCAAGCGAUCGCAGUAUAAUUUUGUACGAUACUAGAGAUGUAGGACCUCUACAAAGAAUAGUGAUGAAAUUGCGAAGCAAUAAACUUGCUUGGAACCCCACCGAGGCUGUGAGCUUUACGUGUGCUAAUGAAGACUACAAUUUGUAUACCUAUGAUAUCCGGAAGUUGAGAACUCCAGUUAAUGUACACAUGGAUCACGUGGAGGCUGUGAUAGAUGUGGAUUAUUCGCCGAUGGGGAAAGAGUUUGUCUCAGCCAGUUACGACAAGUCGAUCCGUAUCUUCGAAGUCAACAAAGGCCACUCGCGAGAAGUGUACCACACAAGACGUAUGCAUAGACUUACUUGCAUCGGAUGGUCAUCUGAUAAUAAAUAUGUAAUUAGCGGCAGCGAUGAAAUGAACCUUCGGUUAUGGAAGGCUAAAGCGUCGGAGAAACUUGGUAUCUUAAAGGCUCGAGAAAGAAAGGCAUUGCUUUGCAACGAAGCCUUGAAAGAAAAGUUCGCGGCCCAUCAAGAAAUUCGACGGAUCGCGCGUCACAGACAAGUGCCGAAGCAUAUAUACAACGCGCGAGCCGAAUUGCGGACGAUUCGUGAGAAAAAUAAACGCAAGGAAGCUAAUAGGCGUUAUCAUUCUAAAAAGGGAACCGUGCCGUUCGUGGCUGAAAGAAAGAAGCACAUUGUCUCUCAAGAGUAAAAUUAGAAUGACAUAUUUUCGUAUCUUUUUACUUGAUAUGAUCGACUACGUUAUUUUUCGGUCUUUAUUUUUAUUAUCAGUUGACCGGCAAGUACUGAAUUUUUGUAUUUAAAUCUUAUACUAGAUGUCAUGUGUAUUCGCAAGAAGUACUUUGUAUUAUAUUUAUUGUAAUAAAUAAUUUCUCUUGACAUUA
Linepithema humile (Argentine ant) is the source of this 1538-nucleotide messenger RNA. RefSeq names its product DDB1- and CUL4-associated factor 13. The record is from RefSeq and is a predicted model, not a curated record. Gene Ontology annotation, biological process: maturation of SSU-rRNA from tricistronic rRNA transcript (SSU-rRNA, 5.8S rRNA, LSU-rRNA). Gene Ontology annotation, molecular function: protein binding. Gene Ontology annotation, cellular component: small-subunit processome; nucleolus. NCBI's taxonomy places the organism in Eukaryota, Metazoa, Arthropoda, Insecta, Hymenoptera, Formicidae.